Molecule: messenger RNA, 502 nt
Organism: Notodromas monacha
Lineage: Eukaryota; Metazoa; Arthropoda; Ostracoda; Podocopida; Cyprididae
Source: the annotation of a GenBank genome assembly
AGAGAUUCUAGUGUACAUCUUCAUCGAGAAUUAUUUUGUGUCGUCGGUUCCCUUGUGCUUUGCAGUUCGUUUCAUCGAGAUGUAUGGUUCUUUCUUUUAUUGAAUAUCGCAUGGCAUGUUCAAAGUGCCAAUUUUCCUCUCCUUGAUCUCGCGGGCGACUAGAACCGGGGCGUGCCGAGGCGGCGCGUUGAUUUUAGUGUUGCAUGGCUGCGGGGCCGGGUACGCCGUGCUGAAGGGUUGCGAUCGGAACGCAAGGCGAAGCAUGAGUGAAGCCGCUGGGAUCGGAGCGGGAGCGUGUGAUGUUGGGUCUGACUGUUGGGUGCCGAACCGGGCCCAUUUGAAUUGUUUGCGUGGGUACGGCGUUGCUCACAACGCGGCUGUGAAGGUGAGGUGUGCCAUUGUUCUUUUGUUGUGCAGUACUGUACAUCGGAACGAACGAGGGGCUCAGCUCAACGUUGUGAAUCACGAAUUGAAACUCCCUUCGUUGAAUUUUGUUCUUUAG